Molecule: messenger RNA, 2041 nt
Organism: Capsicum annuum
Lineage: Eukaryota; Viridiplantae; Streptophyta; Magnoliopsida; Solanales; Solanaceae
Exons: 3
Coding region: 1-1314 (437 amino acids)
Source: RefSeq, a predicted model, not a curated record
AUGGCAAUAUCAUGGACGUCUCUAAAGAGCAUAAAGAUGAAGGAGAUAUGUUGUGAACACGUUGUGAAGUUACUGGCAGGCUGUCCAAAUUUGGAAGUUAUGGAACUUAAAAGCGUGAAGGCUUUUGGUAGGCUGGAAAUUAAUUCGUUAAAAUUAAAGAAACUGUAUUUGGAAGAUCUUUGUAUGGAUGAUGCGGGAACCGAUUUCUCCUUGGAAAUAUUUGGGCGGAAUCUUCAGCAUUUUGAAAUUUCAGGAGUUCUUGAAGACGGCAAGUUUUGGCUACUAGAUGUGUCUUCCUUGAUUAACGCUUAUCUUAAUUUCAGCAAUAGUUGCUUCUGUGAAAAUGAUUGUGAGGAUGAACAUCAAGGCUUUAUGACCCUUGUCGUACAUAAUUUUCAAAAGUUGAGUUGCGUAACUGAGCUUACACUCGGAUCUUGGUUCACCGAGGGGUCUAUCGAAAACAGGCUCUCUACUGCAUAUGUGGUAGUGGUAUGGACUGCGUACACUUCAUCCUCGCGGACCCCAUUUUGUGGGAAUACACCGGGUAGAGUAAAAGAUUUCGAAUCUUUUAUUGAUUAUGUAUUAGCUCAUUCCGUUGCUUCCAAAAUCGAAAAGCUUAGACUCUCUGGUGAAUUUCGUUACGGCGAGUCUAAUAUCAAUGGAUGGCUUAGUUUUGCGGUUGAAAGAAAUGUUGAACAUGUUGUAUUGCGGUCAUACGAUGAGCGGAUACUAUUCGGUGAGCCUUUUUGCACUUUUUCUUUGAAAACUUUGGAUAUUACUUAUGCUGAAUUUCCUUAUCGAAAGACAACAUCAUGGACGAAUCUAAAAAGCAUAAAGAUGGAUGAAAUAUCGUUAGAUAAUGAGGCCAUUGCGAGUUUACUAGCAGGCUGUCCUGAAUUGGAAACAAUGGAACUUUCCGGACUGCAUUGUUUUAGUCGCUUGGAAAUUAAUUCGUUAAAGUUAAAGAGAGUGUAUUUGAAAGACCUUUGUUUGGAUAAAGAUCUAGCUGAAUCGGAAUUCUUCGUGGAAAUUUUUGCUCCUUAUCUUAAGCAUUUUCGGAUAUCAGGAAAUCUUGAAGAUUUCGAGUUAAGGCUUUUAGAUGUGUCUUCUUUGGUCGAUGCUAGUCUUACAUUCAGACAUAGGUGUGCUAAUUGGACCUGUUGUGAUUCUGGUGAUGAUGAGGAAGAGAGUCGUUGGAAUUAUCACCAAAUAUUUAUUAUUACGCUCGUUCAAGAGAAUUUUCAAAAGUUGAGUUGCGUAACUGAGCUGAACUCGGAGCUUGGUUUACUAAGGUUUGUAUUUAACUCUCUCUAAUUGAUUUUUGAGAUGAAGGGGGAGUCGUGGAGUAACUGGUAUAGUUGCUGCCAUGUGACCACGAGGUCACUGGUUCAAGCCUUGGAAAUAGCCUCUUGCAGAAAUGCAAGGUAAGGCUGCGUACAAUACACCCUUGUGGUGGGGCCCUUCCCUGGACACCGCGCAUAGCGAUAGCUUUAGUGCGCCGCACUGCCCCUUCAGAAACAAUCUCUCUAAUUCACAUCUGAGGCAGGGGCGGAUCUAGGGCCUCAGAGGGGGUUCCGGAACCCAGUAACUUUCGUACGGAUCUAGUAUUUAUAUAAAGAAAUCUGGUAAAUAUAUAAAAAUUAUAAGUUAGGAACCCAUAAACAAAUUGUAUUGUUGGUCUAGUGGAGCACAGGAACUAGUAAAAGUUUUACCACAACCUCUUGGUUGUGGGUUCAAAUCCCUUUAGCUACUAUUUAGUUUUAUUUUUGUCUAACAUGGGAACCCACAAACUUUAUAUCCUGGAUCCGCCUAUGAUCUGAGGUAGUGGUAUGGACUGCUUACACUUACCCUCCCAUUUGUGGGAAUAUUGGGUAUGUUGUUGCUGUAUAUUUUAUAAGUCAUCAAUCUUAGCUUCUAAUAUUUUGCCAACUCUUACCCCUUAAUAUAUUCAACUUUAAUUUAUCGGAGCAUCACAUCAGGGUAUACCGAUUUUAGUUGAUGAACCAACAAAGUUUGCUUAGCUGCUAUAAUUUCAUGUUGC